Molecule: messenger RNA, 1446 nt
Organism: Sphenostylis stenocarpa
Lineage: Eukaryota; Viridiplantae; Streptophyta; Magnoliopsida; Fabales; Fabaceae
Source: the annotation of a GenBank genome assembly
AUGGAAGUCCCCAAAUCCCCUUCGAAAUACAAACGGAUUGCCAAACACAAAUGGCUCAUAAAAUUCGGUUUAGUCAUUUUGGUGAUGCUGCUUUUGUUUCUGGGUUUUUAUCUUGAGGCAGAUACCGGCAAACUCUAUGCGUCGCCGUAUUACACUGUGGUUGUGGAUUGUGGAAGCACUGGGACACGGGUGAAUGUGUAUGAGUGGGUUGUAGGGGUGAAGGGAAUAAGCAAAGGGAACUUGCCAGUGUUGCUGCACUCGUAUCCUGAUAAUACUGCUUUGGAGCCUUUGAUUGUGUGGGCAGAACAAGUGGUGCCGCGCGAAAUGCGCGGCGAUACUCCUGCUUUUGUGUUUGCUACUGCUGGAUUGAGGGGGCUCCCCAGGGAGGAUGCUGAUAGGAUCUUGGGAGAUAUUGAGGUUGUUGUGAAAGAUCAUAGCUUUAUGAUGAGCAAGAACUGGAUAAAGGUUUUGAGUGGGAAUGAGGAAGCUUAUUAUGGCUGGGUGGCUUUGAACUACAAAAUGGGCACCUUUGAAGAUAACAUUCCAAAGUCUCCCACUUUGGGACUUGUUGAUUUGGGUGGCUCGUCUUUGCAGAUUGUGGUAGAGAUAGAUGGUUCAGGUGAUGAUAAGCACGUGAUGAGAUCAAGGCUCAGAUCAAUGGAGCAUCGGAUUAUGGCAUCCUCAUUGCCGGCAUUUGGCUUAAAUGAAGCGUUUGAUAGGACAGUUCUUAUGCUCAGAAACAAUCAAAGUGAGGAAAGGACUGCUAGUAUCUCUGAGCUCAGACAUCCUUGUCUAGUAUCAACUUUAAUACAAAACUAUACAUGCCAUUCUUGCUCUGGAUUGUCUUCCACUUAUCAGAAAACUCAUAGCCAACACCAGGAAAGUGAACUUUAUUCAUUUCGUCUUACUGGAGAACCUGAUUGGGAUCAAUGCAAAGAACUAGCUAUUGCUGCUGCCAUGAACUUGAGUGAUUCCAAAGUGUCACAUCUGACAGUUAGCCAAAAUUGUCAUGCUAGUUCAUUUUCUCGUAUUGGCACUGAUAUACUUAAUUUAACGGCUGUUGCACGCCCAAUCAAGUUUCAUGCUUUAUCUGGCUUCUUUUUUGUCUACAACAAGCUAAAUUUGAGCCCAAGAGCCAACAUAUCAAUGAUUUGGGAGUCAGGCAAGCAAAUAUGUUCAAAUUUAUGGUCUGGCUUGAGAAGUGUGUCUGACAAUCCAAAUUAUGCUGGACAAUUUUGUUUCCGGGUGGCUUACAUGGCAUCAUUGAUUGAUUAUGGUCUGUGUCUUGGUGAUGUUGAAACGGUAUUUGGUCCAGGUGACAUUUCGUGGACUUUAGGAGCUGCAUUGAUUGAAGGCGAAUUUUUGUGGUUAAACCGUACAAGCCACAAUGCCCAUGCUAUUAUUUCAACUUUAAAGAAUGUCAAGAUUGGGAACCUGCAAGACUAG